Astyanax mexicanus (Mexican tetra) is the source of this 2412-nucleotide messenger RNA. Its product is annotated as zinc finger protein 184. The record is from RefSeq and is a predicted model, not a curated record. The coding region runs from base 558 to 1889 and encodes 443 amino acids. Gene Ontology annotation, biological process: negative regulation of transcription by RNA polymerase II. Gene Ontology annotation, molecular function: DNA-binding transcription repressor activity, RNA polymerase II-specific. The transcript is spliced from 2 exons. Lineage: Eukaryota; Metazoa; Chordata; Actinopteri; Characiformes; Acestrorhamphidae.
UAUAUAAUAUAUGAGUUUCACAUUUUGAACUGAAUCAUUACUAAAAUGAAAUUACUUUUCAAUUAUAUAAAAAAAUUAUAUGCACUGGUAUGCAACAACGGAAUGUGUACAUCAAAAAGACAUAAUUACUGCAAAUACUGGUGUGCAUUAGUAGAGCUUAAUUAAUCAGAUACUUUGUUUUUCAUUUGUGACAUUUAUACAGUAGUCCAGGUGGGGCGCUAUUUUUUAACUGUAGACAUGAAACCCCAUCAAAUCGGAGUAGAAGAAGAUCCUGUUCAGCGGUUCACAGCUUCCUCCAGAUCCUCCUGAUUCAGCUCCUCUCCACCCGGUUCCCCGAGAGCUGCUCUCCGUACCGAGCUGCUCUAAACCCGGUUCCGCGCUUCUACCGAGCCGCUGGAGGAAGAGGAGCUGCUGAAGGUACAGAGCUGUUUACACUCUGUUUACACCGCCUUCACUACACCCUGCAGCAGCAUCAGCACUUCUUCUAAAAUGAUUUCCUCUUCACAAUCUCCAGAAAAACCUCUGGUCUGCUGAAAUUGUUGAUUAAAUGUGAUAAAAUGGAAUCUCAGGUGGACAAUUAUCUAAAGGAACCUAUCAAAAAGGAAAGCACUUUUAGCUGUUUGGAGUGUGGGAAAAGCUUCAUUCAGAGACAUUCACUCAAAAUACACCAACGAGUUCACACUGGACAAAAACUGUUUCGCUGUUCAAAGUGUGGGAGAAGUUUUAAUAAAAGACGUAACCUUCUUCGACACCAACUAAUUCACACUGAAGAAAAAACGUAUCAGUCUUUGGACUAUGAUAGUGAUUUCACUCAGCAAAGUUCACUUGAAAUACACCAACAGAUUCACACAGGAAAGAAAGUGUUUCAAUGUUCUUCGUGUGGGAGGACUUUUAAUAAACGGUGUAACCUCCAACGACACCAAAUAAUUCAUACUGGAGAGAAACCGCACGAGUGUUCAGAUUGUGGAAAAAGAUUUGCUCAGCUUGGUCAUCUUCAAGUGCAUCAGCGUAUUCACUCUGGAGAGAAACCGUAUCACUGCUCAGAAUGUGGGGAAAGUUUUAAUCGACAUGGUCAUCUGCAUCGGCACAAACUCCUUCACACUGGAGAAAAACCGUAUGAGUGCUCAGAGUGCGGGAGGAGUUUUAGACACAGAGGUAGCCUCCAAAUACACCAACGCACUCACACAGGAGAGAAACCAUAUCACUGCUCAGAGUGUGGAAAAAGAUUUGCUCAGCUGGGUUAUCUCCAAAAACACCAGCGCAUUCACACUGGAGAGAAACCGUAUUACUGCUCAGAGUGUGGAAAGAACUUUAAUGGAAUAAGAAGUCUCCAAACCCAUCAGCGCAUUCACACUGGAGAGAAACCUUAUUACUGCUCGGACUGUGGGAAAAGCUUUAACGGAAUAAGUAAUCUCCAAACCCACCAACGCAUUCACACUGGAGAAAAACCAUAUUACUGUGCAGUGUGUGGGAAGAAUUUUAAUAAACAAAAUGCUUUGAAAAUACACCAGCGUGUUCACACUGGAGAGAGACCGUAUAAAUGCUCAGAGUGUGGUGACAGUUUUUUUCGACAGAGUAACCUACAACAACACCAACUCAUUCAUACUGGGGAGAAACCGUAUGAGUGUUCAGAGUGUGGGAGGAGUUUUAGACAUAAAAGCACCCUUCAAAGACAUCAGAGCAUUCACACUGAAGACAGACCCUAUGAGUGCUCAGAAUGUGGGAGAAAAUUUAAAGACAUUAGUACGUUUCGAAAACACCAGCGUAUUCACACUGGAGAGAAACCAUAUUACUGUUCAAAGUGUGAACAGCACUUCAGAUAUUCAAGAACUUUAACGAAACACAAGUGCAUUAAGAGAGAGUUGAACAUUCAAGAUAUGAGUUUAUGAUUUUCAGAAAGUGUGUCAUACAAUGUAAUCUGGUAUGCUUUGAAUCUUAAGCAGUUAAUUUUCACCUUCUCAUUGUCCUGUAAUAAUACUCUACUGUCUCAGAUGUCUAUGUAAACAAGGUCCAAAAACUUCUAGUUCAACCCAGUUUGUCACUGAGGUGGUGGGACACCCACCAGAACCCAUGCUUCUAAAUAAAAACAGGACUCUUUAAAAAACUAAAGUUCUCCAGCAUUAAGUUUCCGUUCAGAAUUCAUAUUUGUUUUCUGUGUCAUUUUGGAUCCCCUUAGCUUUCUAACCAAGGUGGCUUAGUUAGUUAGAGCCAAAUUUAAACUGUUUCUUACAGAGGCCUAUAAUUAUGGAGUUCAUAUUUGCAACUGUAUGACUAUGGUAUGCCAAUGUAUGAAGGGGAAGACUUACUUUUGUUUGACUGUCGUUUUAUUCAUUUUUUGUAUGCAAAUAUGGAAACAAUUUUAGCUCUUCAGUGCAAAAUAAAUAAACCAAGGUGGAGUUGUAAAGUGCUUUA